UACAUACAUACAUACAUACAACGGAGCGCUACUCAGAUCGACAUUAUCAAAACCCAUUCUCUCCUUCUUCUUCUUCUUCUUCUUCUUCUACUUCUGCAACUGUGGGGACUCGUCGAUUCAUUCUUUAUUUGAUUCAUCGAUGCUAGUUUAGUGUUUCCUUGUUGCCGGUUUCUUCCGCUACUGCGAAGAACAUUCUUCCGACAUAUAUACUGCUUUUUAAACACAAGAACCGACCCAAUUUCACGCCCAAAUUUCUGGGUUUUCUCUUUCAUCCGCAUUGCUAAACUAAUCUUUCAGUGGGUUUUCCUUAUUUUGCAUUUUCAGCCUGAAAUUUCCCACUGGAAUGUCCCAUUUGUGGUUCUAAUUUUUUUCGAAAAAUCUUGAUUUCUUUUUCCGGUUGUUGUAUUAAUGUGUUUCACCGCGAGAUUCCUUCUUGGAACUCGAAGCCUUGAUUAAUCAUGAAGAUAAAGCUGCGAAAGUCUGUGAUUUUUUUGCUGUCGGUGACCGUUCUCGCUCCAAUUGUUCUGUACACGAACACUCUUGGAGCGUAUCUCGCUUCCUCUUCUUCCAGGAAUGAAUUCAUAGAAGAUGUUUCGACCUUUACAUUUGCUGGUGAAGUCAGACCAUUAAAUGUGCUACCACAGGAGUCGUCUGCUGCGUUGAAAGAACCUCUGGGUGUAGUUUAUUCUGAAAAUUUAGGCGAUUCUAGUUCAGAAAGCUCGAAUGCUUCAUCCGGAGAAAAUGUUCAUAUCAAUAGACAACUCGCUGAAGCAGAGGAUGGAAUUUCAAGUUUAGCCAAUCUGGGCAGUGGAGGGAAUACUAUAAGGCAGGUGACUGAUCAGGAGCACGAGGUUGCGCUGGAGAAGAAGGAAGAAAACACAAGGGAGACUGAAUUGAUUGGGAAAGUAAAUCAGGCUGAGCAGAAUAAAGCAAACAGAGAAAUUGUUUCCCGGCGUUCCAAGGGCAAAUCGGGAAGGCCAUUAGAAAGAACUCACAUGUCCCAGGCUGUUGUCAAAGAUAAUCCAAGAGAAGCUGGAAGUGAGAAACAGAAUGAACGGGUGAUAUUUCCAGAUGCUCGUAUACGUCAGCUUAAGGACCAACUUAUUCAAGCAAAGCUUUAUCUCUCUCUCUCUGUGACUCGAUCCAAUCCUCAAUUUGUAAGGGACCUGCGCUUGCGUAUGAAAGAGGUUGUGAAAGUACUUGGAGAUGCCACCAAGGAUUCUGAGCUGCCAAAGAAUGCUUUAGAGAGGUUGAAAGCGAUGGAUCAAACACUUUCAAAAGGCAAACAAUUGGAAGAAGAUUGUGCUUCCUCAGUAAAGAAACUCCGAGCCAUGCUGCAUUCUGCUGAGGAGCAGCUUCGAGUCCAUAAGAAGCAAAAUUUAUUUUUGACGCAUUUAACUGCCAAGACAGUGCCCAAAGGGCUUCAUUGUCUUCCUCUCCGUCUUGCAACAGAGUAUUUUAUGUUGAACGCAUCCCAACAGCGAUUCCCGAACGAAGAAAAACUUGAAGAUCCCAAGCUAUACCACUAUGCAUUGUUUUCAGAUAAUGUAUUGGCUGCUGCAGUGGUUGUAAACUCAUCGAUAACUCACACAAAGGAUCCAUCAAAACAUGUCUUCCAUAUUGUGACUGAUAGACUCAAUUUUGCUGCAAUGAAAAUGUGGUUUUUGGCAAAUCCUCCUGGCCGUGCAACCAUUCAGGUUCAGAAUAUUGAGGAGUUCACAUGGUUGAAUUCAAGCUACAGUCCAGUCCUUAGACAGCUGGGUUCUCCCACCAUGAUUGAUUAUUACUUCAAGAAUCGACAUGUUGAAUCUGAUUCCAACAUUAAAUUUAGAAAUCCGAAGUACCUGUCAAUGAUGAACCAUCUUCGCUUUUAUCUUCCAGAGAUCUUCCCAAAGCUGGACAAGGUUUUAUUCUUAGAUGAUGACAUUGUGGUGCAGAGGGAUCUUACUGGCAUAUGGUCUCUUAAUCUGAGGGGCAAAGUUAUUGGUGUUGUUGAGACCUGUGGACAGAGCUUCCACCGGUUUGAUCGUUACCUCAACUUUUCAAACCCGCUUAUUUCAAAAACAUUUAGUCCCCGCGCUUGUGGUUGGGCAUUUGGGAUGAAUAUCUUCGAUCUGAAAGAAUGGAGGAAGCAAAAUAUUACAGAAGUAUAUCACAAAUGGCAGAACCUGAAUCAUGACAGGCUGCUUUGGAAGCUGGGGACUUUGCCACCCGGUUUGAUAACAUUCUGGAAUCGCACUUUUGCUCUCGAGAAAUCCUGGCAUGUUCUGGGACUUGGUUAUAACCCAAAUGUAGUGCAGAAGGAUAUCGAGCGGGCAGCAGUUAUACAUUAUAAUGGCAACCUGAAGCCAUGGCUCGAGAUAGGCAUACCAAAGUUCAGAAACUAUUGGGCGAAAUACGUGGACUAUGAUCAAGUGUAUUUGCGGGAGUGCAAUAUCACUCCUUAAGUCUGCUGUCCUCAAGGUUGCAGGUCAGUCACUUGAAACAUUUCUCAUCCAAGCCGGAGAUGUUAGUAACAUAUCUUGUUAGUGGCGUUAGAUAUAUAUAUGAAUCUCCACCAUUCAUUGUUAAAGUCUUGAUUGUUGCAGAUGUGCUUCAAAUAGAACUUGUAUUGUAAAUGAUUGAGCAGAGUCUUCCCCUCCCUCCCCUCUUCCAAAUCCCAAUUUAUAUUAAUUUUUUGCUUGAGUU
This is a messenger RNA of Salvia hispanica, 2688 nucleotides long. RefSeq names its product putative galacturonosyltransferase 4. The record is from RefSeq and is a predicted model, not a curated record. Gene Ontology annotation, molecular function: polygalacturonate 4-alpha-galacturonosyltransferase activity. NCBI's taxonomy places the organism in Eukaryota, Viridiplantae, Streptophyta, Magnoliopsida, Lamiales, Lamiaceae.